GGCAAAUGUUGCCAAUCAGCGCAGGCGCCAAGUAUCCAGAGUUCCAUAGCAACCACAGAGGAAAACAUGGCAAAAGCAACAACAAUAAAAGAGGCUUUAGUAAAAUGGGAGGAGAAAUCGGGGGAGAAAGUGGGUGAGGCCAAAGCUGUCAAGCUGUACGGCCAGAUUCCACCCAUCGAGAAGAUGGACGCCUCCCUCUCCACCCUCGCCAACUGCGAGAGGUUAUCAUUAUCCACAAACUGCAUUGAAAAAAUCGCCAACUUGAACGGUCUAAAAAAUCUUAAAAUAUUAUCUUUGGGACGCAACAAUAUCAAGAAUCUGAAUGGACUUGAAGCUGUAGGAGACACACUUGAAGAGCUGUGGAUAUCUUACAACCUCAUCGAGAAGCUGAAAGGCAUCCAUGUCAUGAAAAAGCUGAAAGUCUUGUACAUGUCCAACAACCUAGUGAAAGAGUGGGGGGAGUUUCUGAAGCUGGCCGACCUUCCAGAGCUGGUGGACCUGGUGUUUGUGGGGAACCCCCUAGAAGAGAAGCACUCGCUGGAGGGCAACUGGGUGGAGGAGGCCACCAAAAGGCUUCCCAAGCUCAAGAAGCUGGACGGGAAUCCAAUCAUCAAGCAAGAGGAUGAUGAGGGAGAAGGAGAUGGUUAACACGUUCGCUCAGAUCUCUCCACCUCUUGUUUACGUAACCUUUUUUAUUUCUAUUACAAUGGGCCCAGCACCAGCACAAGUGUGAUUAAAAUUUGCAAUACUGACAAUACAAUCAUUUUUUAUAUAUACUGUGGAGUGGAUGGAGUUACUUGAUGUACGCAGGCAUUAUUAUUUUAAUUUUUUUAUGUUUUGUCUGGUGUCCUUUUUUAAUGGUGUUUUUCAAAUGUCACAGCAUGUGUCUGGUACUUUAUUUGGGAACCCAAAAAACCUUUUUAACAGGAAAAGACAAAGAACACAAACAUUCCCACAUUUUGAAUUACAGAGGGAAGUGAAGGUGAGAAUCUGUGAUUUGUUUUUAAAGGGCAGACUAGCUUUUGAGGUGUUGAGUGAGUAGAAACGCACAGCAAUUACUGGGAGAGGGACCUCAACCUUUUUGGUCCUGUCAGUGUAGCAAAAAAUCUGAAUGUUAAGCUCAUCCAUUCCAGGUUGCUCUACCCCCAUUAUUGACACUGUGACAUAACGGUGCUCCAGGGACGCCUACAGGUGGGGCGGACAAAGGGGUCCAUUGUCCUGGCCCCCCAGGUCCCAGAAGUGGGUCCCCAUUACAUUUUAUAUACUGAGUGGGGGGCCUUCCAGUUGACUUUGUCCAUGGCCUGCCCAGCCAAAGCUGUCAGUGGCCCUGCUUACAGUACACACGGUUGGUAGCAACAUGAGCUAUGUAAGCACAUAACCCAAUGGAGAGAAAUGUUCUCACCGAAUGCACAGUUAACUGCAUAGCAGACCUUUGUUAUUUACCCCGGAGACACUGUUAUUAUAGACAAGGGCACAUACUGUACGUACGUACGACUGUUGGGAAAGGAAAUGCUUCAAAGCAUGAUGUCAAAGACUAGAGUAAAGUUGCUUUUUUGCUAAUGAAUACAAUAUUUUCACCCGCAUGUGUGCUUAGGGAAACGAUAUGACUAUUAUUGUAGUUAUACUACUGCAGCACAAAACAGGGGUAGGCUAUGAUAUUGCUCUCUGAAGUACUUUCCCCAAGCAUGAGAAGGAAACCCAUGAAAUGGAAAUGAAAUAAAAAAUAAACAUGAAGACAUUUUUUUUCUCUAUCUUGUAUGUUGAAACAAUACAUGGAUGUUUUGUAAGAUUUUUCUUUUUUUUAAAUCCUUUAUUUUAAAUUAUUCGGCAUGUUUAUAUAAAUUAAUAUACUGAGAUGUUCUUUUUUUAUAACAUUAUAGAAAUUAUAACACUAUGUUUAUUUCAAUAAAGAAUAAUUCAAUUGGA
This is a messenger RNA of Engraulis encrasicolus (European anchovy), 1926 nucleotides long. It is a transcript of the gene dnal1, whose product is annotated as dynein, axonemal, light chain 1. Gene Ontology annotation, cellular component: cytoplasm. The record is from RefSeq and is a predicted model, not a curated record. NCBI's taxonomy places the organism in Eukaryota, Metazoa, Chordata, Actinopteri, Clupeiformes, Engraulidae. Bases 67 to 648 code for a protein of 193 amino acids. Gene Ontology annotation, biological process: outer dynein arm assembly. The transcript has 8 exons. Gene Ontology annotation, molecular function: dynein heavy chain binding; alpha-tubulin binding.